Messenger RNA from Puntigrus tetrazona (Sumatra barb), 3430 nucleotides. RefSeq names its product polymeric immunoglobulin receptor-like. NCBI's taxonomy places the organism in Eukaryota, Metazoa, Chordata, Actinopteri, Cypriniformes, Cyprinidae. Bases 45 to 1982 code for a protein of 645 amino acids. The record is from RefSeq and is a predicted model, not a curated record. The transcript is spliced from 8 exons.
AAGCAGACAGAUUCACACAGAGAUCAUUCAGCAUAAAGAAGACCAUGAAGAUCCUCCUCAUCUUCUUCACUUUCUACCUGAUCUCAGCUGAAGUGAAAUACAUUGAUGUGACUGGAUAUUCUGGAGGAAGUCUUCUGCUGGAUUCUGGGAAACCGUGGAUCAGUUAUUCUGCUAAAUAUAUGGUUAAACAAGACCCACGGAGAAUUAUAAUACAUUCCAAGAAACAUUAUAAAUGGAUUAAUGAAGGAAGAUUCACACUGUUUAAAAAUAAUGAGGGACUACUUAUGAUCUACAUCAGAGAUUUGAGCAAAGAUGAUGCUGGAAGAUACUUGAUUAAUGAUUACGGGAAAUGGUCCAUUUCUAUGGUUUUGGAUGUAAAAGAAGACUUAUGUUGUAAAGCGUCAAAGAGAGUGAUGGUGAAUGUUGGAGAAACUGCCUCCUUCAGCUGUGAAUAUUCACAGAAUCAUAUUAAUGAUGAUAAGAUCAUAUUCAAAGAAGAAAAAGCCUCCAUUGAGAUGAUAUACAACAGAUGGAAGAAGAAAGAAAGAUUCAGUAUUUCUGAUAAGAAAAAUAAAAACGUCUUCAGUGUGAAGAUCACUGCUGUGACUCCAGAUGAUGGAGGAGUUUAUUUAUGUGGAGUUUGGAUCAACAGACGCUCGUACAGUUACUCUGUUAUUAAUACGGUUCAUCUGCAUAUUAGCACUAAAGUGGGCAUGUCUAGAGAGACCGGCUACCCAGGAAGUGGUCUGAUGAUGAAGUGUGAACAUCCUCAAUACAAAACCAGACCAAAAUACAUCUGUAAAGAAUCAGACAGAUGUUCAGAGAAGAAUAAUCCUGGAGUUCAGGAUGAAUGGAUGAAGAAUGGAGAUGUUUCUUUAUACGACGACACCAGAGCAGGAGUCUUGAUGGUGUUUUUUAGAGAACUGAAAGCUGCAGAUGAAGGAACAUACAGGUGUGGAGUGAAAGUAUCUGACUAUACUGAGAUCUUCACUGAGCUUCAGCUGAGACUCAGACACGAUGAAAAAUAUCCAGUGGCUGUGACUAAAACAGCUUAUCCUGGAGAAGUCAUCUUCAGCUUUCGGAUCCCAGAGCAACAGACACUUUAUUUGUGUAAAGAGGAUGAUGAUCAGAUCUGUCAGAACAUCAGCUCAUCUAAAGUCACACACAUGAGCGGUUCAUCUGAGAGAAAUGAAGAGAGAGUUUUUACAGUGAGCAUCAGUAAUGUGAGCGUGAGAGAUGCUGGAGUCUACUGGUGUGGAGCAGAAACCAGAGACACUUAUUUGACUUUCAUCUCCCUGACCACCAAAAUUCAGCUCAACCUCAUCAUGCCUCCAGUAGUGAGACGUGAAGGAGAAUCUGCUGAGAUCAUCUGCCCUUAUGAUUCAAUCUAUAAAUCAAAGCCAAAGUCUCUCUGUAAGGGGAAGUGCUCCACUAGAGACAGAAAUGAGAACGAGACCAAGACUGACAGACUGACUCUGAAAGAUGACGUCUCUACAAGUGUCUUCACUGGGACCAUCACUGGACUCACAGCAGAGGAUGCUGGGAAAUACUGGUGUGCAGUGACAUCAGAAACAGAGCUCAAUUAUCUUUACACUCAUCUGAUGGUCAUCGUGAACGAGGAGCUGAACUUGACUAAGUACGAAGGAGACGACGUGUCGAUCCAGUGCAAACAUCACGAUGAAGAGCAGAAGAUCUUCUGCAAAGCAGACCAAGCCUCCGUGUGUGUGAAGGAUGGAGUUUCGUUGGAGACCGUCAGAGAUGAUCGAUUCUCUUUCAGUGAUGAAGCAUCUGCUGGAGUCUUUACUGUGAACAUCACUGAUCUGAGAGAAGAGGAUUCUGGGAUAUACUGGUGUGGAGCUCACGCCAUCACUAAACUCAAUCUCACUGUUAGAACAGAUUACACCUUGAUCAACAUGAUUUGUGUUUCUUCAACUCUAAUGCUGAUUGGUGGAUUCACUCUGAUUAUGUGUAAAUUGACCUAAAUGAGAGCAUACACUUCUAUUGUGUUAUCGACCAACCCGGUCCCUAAAAUAAUGGACAAAGGCCAACCUUCAAUGUCUUCAAAGGGAUGUUUCGUCUCAGUUCUGUUGUUCAGUUGAUGAUGACUAAUUCUGGAGCAGGUCCACUUUUCCUCCUCAGACAAAACUAAGUACACCUCCCAGAAAACAAUUUUUUUACCUAUUACCACGUCUUCAAUCCAAUUAAUCAUUAAUCAUCCAGUUAAUCAUUUCCGAAGUAUUUUAAGUAGGCUAGAUGUGUUCGGAAAUGGUGCUUGAAUGCUGUUUUAUAGUGUGACUGCGUGUUAAAGAUCAUCUAACAUGCUCUCGAGUUUGUGGUUUUCUUUGCCCUUCUUUGAGUCGUAACCGAGAAGCCCUUCAGCCAUGUGCAAGUGUGAAUAAACAGGAAACUGUUUCUUUAGUGUCGAUGGACAGAGAUGUUUCCACUUCACAAAAAAAACAUGCUAUGUACAUUUAUAGCAUAUAGAAAUGAAUACUAUUUUAAAUGCAGUUAUGCAUCAUAUAUAAGGACUUUUAUUGUUUUUUUGUCACAGCGCUGGAACAUGGCACCACCAACAGUCACAACAAAAGACUAAACUAGUUUCGUCGUUUUAAAGAACCGUUUUAAAGAUUAUUAAUGUUGCAUUUGAAUGCCAAUGUUCUGAGCAGUAUCAGAAAGAUGCUCCUAAAUCCAGUAUUUAUUGUCGAUUAGACUUGCUUGUGAAAGUUUGUGAAUGUUCUUUGUGUUUCGGGGUUUAAGCUGGUGGUCAGUGUGAUAAAGAUCUGCAGCAUGAGAUGCUCUCCAGCUUGUGACUUUCUUUUGCACUAUUUGUAUUCUUUGAGUCAAACCAAAACACUUCAGCCACCUACAUGCGCGAAACAAACAGGAAACGGUUUCCAGACCAGAGCAAGAAAGCAUGAGUUUGUGCAAUAAAAUGUGUGCAUUUGUGGUCCCCCUUUGAUCUCUAUAUCAUUUGAUAUUUCUGACAUUGUUUUAUAUAAACAUUCCACUUUAUUCUGUGGAUAAACGCUAAAACCUCCUCAAUAGUGGAUGCAAUGGAAGACAUUUGAAACUCUCUGACUCUGUAUAACUGAUGCAGUGGCACAAAACCUUUUUUUUUCUAAUAUUUUAAGCAAGACAUGAAGAUCAUGCGUAGAACCAGAUGUGUUAAACAUCUAAAACAUCUGACUCCAUCUAGUGGCACAAAUGAGAACUUGGCAGUUUUCUGGGUUUACACCGUUGUAUCGUAAAAGAAGUUCUAUCCUCUUUAUGUUUGUUGUUUUUUAUAUAUAUAUAUAUACUUCUUUAAAAUUAGUUCUAGCCUUGUUCAAUGAAGCUGAGGUUUGGUUGAGAGCCACUGUCCUUGGUGCUGAAUACAUGAUGGUUUUCAUUGACAUCUCCUCCUAAAAUAUCCAAAUAAAUAAAUGCAUAG